GACCUAAUAAAAGGAUCUGACCAAUCACAAUGAGACCGUUCAUCUUUUCCUUACCAGUACCUCUCAUCUCAGACACUCAACAGAGCUUCCAGCGUUUGUAAUUUCACUUCGAUGGCCAAGACCUUCAAAUACAUCAUCGUCGGUGGAGGAGUUGCCGCUGGUUAUGCGGCCAGGGAGUUUGCCAAACAGGGAGUUAAGCCAGGGGAGUUGGCUAUCAUAUCCAAGGAAGCGGUAGCACCUUAUGAACGUCCUGCUCUGAGCAAGGCUUACCUUUUUCCAGAGUCCCCUGCUAGACUUCCUGGGUUCCAUGUUUGUGUUGGAAGUGGAGGAGAAAGGUUGCUUCCUGAGUGGUACACUGAGAAAGGGAUAGAGUUAAUUCUUAGUACUGAAAUAGUUAAGGCAGACCUUGCUACAAAAUCACUGAUCAGUGCCUCAGGAGAAACAUUCAGUUAUCAGACUUUGAUUAUUGCAACUGGCUCAACAGUUAUAAGGCUGUCAGAUUUUGGUGUGGAAGGAGCUGAUGCGAAAAACAUCUUUUAUUUGAGAGAGAUUGACGAUGCUGACAAAUUGUACGAGGCAAUCAAGGCAAAGAAGAAUGGGAAAGCUGUGGUUGUUGGGGGAGGAUACAUUGGUCUGGAGCUUAGUGCAGUGUUGAAACUCAACAAUAUUGAUGUUACCAUGGUCUACCCGGAGCCUUGGUGUAUGCCACGACUUUUUACUGCUGAUAUAGCUGAAUUCUAUGAGGGGUAUUACGCAAAUAAGGGCAUCAAUAUUAUUAAAGGAACUGUUGCUGUUGGAUUCACUUCUAAUUCCGAUGGAGAGGUAAAAGAAGUCAAACUAAAGGAUGGCCGAGUCCUGGAAGCUGAUAUUGUUGUUGUUGGCGUUGGAGGAAGGCCACAAACAGCCUUAUUCAAAGGGCAGGUUGAAGAGGAUAAGGCUGGAAUUAAGACCGAUUCCUUCUUCAAAACUAAUCUUUCCGACGUAUACGCUGUUGGUGAUGUUGCCACUUUCCCCUUGAAAUUAUACGGUGAAUUGAGGAGAGUUGAACACGUUGAUCAUUCUCGAAAAUCAGCUGAACAGGCUGUGAAGGCCAUCAAGGCAGCUGAGGAUGGAAAAACAGUUGAGGAGUAUGAUUACCUUCCAUACUUCUAUUCCCGUGCAUUUGAUCUAUCAUGGCAAUUCUAUGGCGACAAUGUUGGUGACACAGUGCUAUUUGGAGACAACAAACCAACGUCAGCAAAGCCUAAGUUUGGGUCAUACUGGAUUAAAGAUGGGAAAGUUGUGGGGGCGUUUCUGGAGGGUGGAACUCCUGAAGAAAACAGUGCUAUUGCUAAAGUUGCUAGGGCCCAGCCUCCGGUUGCGGAUAUAGACCAGCUUGCUAAGGAAGGCCUUUCCUUUGCUAGUAAAAUAUAAUUGGUGUGUUAGGAAGGAAACGAUGCUUGGUGAUUUGCAUAGAUUGUAUUUGAACUAGCUUCGGUUUACCUUUGAUCAUGUAUUUCGGGAACUUUUUUCUUGUGUUUUUUUGUUUGAAAUGUGAUUGCCAGGGAUAUGUUUUACCGUAUCUCUAUUUCUUUUC
Molecule: messenger RNA, 1576 nt
Organism: Vigna angularis (adzuki bean)
Lineage: Eukaryota; Viridiplantae; Streptophyta; Magnoliopsida; Fabales; Fabaceae
Product: monodehydroascorbate reductase
Exons: 10
Coding region: 112-1413 (433 amino acids)
Cellular component (GO): cytoplasm
Molecular function (GO): oxidoreductase activity, acting on NAD(P)H; flavin adenine dinucleotide binding
Source: RefSeq, a predicted model, not a curated record